This is a messenger RNA of Anthostomella pinea, 2604 nucleotides long. The record is from the annotation of a GenBank genome assembly. NCBI's taxonomy places the organism in Eukaryota, Fungi, Ascomycota, Sordariomycetes, Xylariales, Xylariaceae.
AUGGCAUCCGUCUAUGCAGGUCCACGCAAGAAGCCCUUAGCCUGGAAGCUCAUCCCGGUGCUCGCCAGCCCAGCACCAGCACCGUCGCAUCUACCAUGGUCCAUGGGCCGAUUCACGAGGACGUCCUCAUCGCUAUCGACGUUGCAUCCCCUACGAGGGGAGAUUACCCAGACCGCCAUGUCGGACGCCCAUAUGCCAGUACUUCCCUCGCGGGCUGAAUCGAUAAAAGCCUGGUUGUAUCCAGACACCGGCAGACCGACUUCUGCCUUCCCCGUCGUCCAAGAGAAGAGUGGCGUCGACAGCAGUCUUGCGCAUACCCUCGCAAUGGCCCAUCAAUCUCCUCAAUCCUCCCCCGCGCCGCCGAGGUCCGCCUUCGCUCUCUUCUCGAUCGUCUUGUUCAUGAUAUUGGGCUUAUUUGCCGUCUCUAAACUCAACACAUCCGGCGCAAGGCAUGGCUUCAACUUCCAGCACACCAAUCGCAUCAACGCCCAGACCGAAAAGUCCCGCGCAGAGGGAACUGGCGACCAAUACUUGAUCGGGGUUGGGAAAGCGGACAUCACUGGUCCUGUGGUCGAGAUUGGCUUUGCGGGAUACGCCGACACUUCCCAGGUCGGUACGGGUCUCCGACAACGCAUCUUCUCGCGAGCUUUCAUCAUCGGAGACGUAAACAACCCCGACGACCGAAUUGUAUACCUUGUUCUCGACGUCCAAGGCGGCGAUACGGCGGUGCGAUACGGCGUCCUCGACGGUGUGGCGGCAUUGGGGGAAGAAUAUGCAGUAUAUGGCCAGGGGAACAUCGCUGUCACUGGUACACAUUCCCACUCUGGGCCUGGGGCUUGGUUCAACUAUCUACUGCCCCAGAUCACCAGCUUGGGCUUUGACAAGCAAAGCUACCAAGCUAUCGUUGAUGGCGCAGUCUUGUCCAUUCAGAGAGCUCACGAGUCUUUGACUGAAGGCUAUCUCGACUAUGGCGCCGUCAACAUCACCGAUAGCAACCUGAGUCGAAGUCUGUAUGCUUACUUGGCCAACCCAGCUGAGGAGCGAGCGCAGUAUACGGACGACGUCGACAAGGAAAUGACUGUUCUCAAGUUCCAGCGCGCUUCGGAUAGCAAGAACAUCGGUGUUCUCACUUGGUUCCCUGUUCACGGCACCUCCGUCUACCAGAACAGCACACACGUGACAGGUGACAACAAGGGCGUGGCGGAACUCAUGUUCGAGAAGGCUAUGGAGAGCGACGACUCCGCUGCAGACGGCUUUGUCGCUGGCUUUUCUCAGGCGAACGUAGGAGACACUACCCCUAACACCCUCGGCGCUUGGUGCGACGAUGGAUCUGGCGCUAUGUGCAGCUUUGAAAAUAGCACCUGUGCAGACGGCAAGUCACAAGCAUGUCAUGGUAGAGGUCCUUACUUUGAGGCACUCGAUCUUGGUAUCGCAAGUUGCUACGACAUUGGCACACGCCAAUAUGACGGGGCUAGAUCCGUCUACGACUCUUUUGGCUCAUCUGGUACACCGGUCGUUGGCUCGUCGGUCAAAUCAUUCCAUUUCUACCAAGACAUGAGCUUCUUCAACUUCACGCUAGAGAAUGGAACAGAGGUGCAGACUUGCCCGGCAGCGCUUGGUUACUCCUUUGCGGCUGGCACAACAGAUGGCCCCGGCGCUUUUGAUUUCACCCAGGGAGAUUCGGGCAUUCCAAAUGCGAAUCCUAUCUGGAUCCUCGUCAAAGAUCUGAUCCGUGCUCCCUCGCCCGCGCAAAAGUCCUGCCAGGAGCCCAAGCCCGUCUUGCUUGAUGUUGGUGAGUUGGACACGCCUUACGCCUGGAGCCCGAAUAUUGUCGAUAUACAAAUGCUCCGCGUCGGGCAAUUUGUAAUGAUCAUCAGCGCCGGCGAAGCCACCACCAUGUCCGGUCGCAGAUGGCGUGCCGCUAUCAAGGCUGCCACUGCUGACUUUACUGAUGCCGAGCCCAAAGUCGUACUAGGUGGCCCCGCGAACACGUACGCACAUUACAUUGCUACUCCAGAGGAGUAUGGAAUUCAGCGAUACGAGGGAGCGAGCACACUAUACGGACAGUGGGAAUUGCCCGCGUACAUCAACUUGACCGUCAGCAACAUCGGAUAUCUGGCCCCUGACUCUACCAGCUCGCCUGCUCCGGGCCCGAGCCCACCAGAUAAUCGCAAUAACAGCCUCAGCUUCAUCACGGGAGUUGUAGUGGACAACGCACCACUAGGUAAGUCCUUCGGUGACUGUACCGUACAGCCGUCGACGACGUACGCCCCUGGUGCAGUUAUCAACGCGACGUUUGUGGGCGCCAACCCGCGGAACAACCUCCGGCUGGAAGGUACCUUCGCUGCGAUCGAGCAGCAGAACGGCGACACCUGGACGCAGGUCCGCGACGACUCGGACUGGUCCCUUGUCUAUACCUGGACGCGUACGAACAGCGUGCUGGGCUACAGCGAGGUGGUCAUCAGCUGGGAGAGCGAGACCGACGUCGCGGCCGGCACCUACCGCGCGCGGUACUACGGCGAUAGCAAGGCGUUGUCGGGUACCAUCACCGCAUUCGAGGGGACGAGUGAUAGCUUUACCAUAACUCAGCGUAGCGUAACUUGA